CAUCGCCUUACGCUCCUUAGAAGGCGAGUGAUCUUGAAGUUUCUCCAGAAUGGACAGUUACUUCUCAGAUGCAUCAAGACGGCAGAGGCAGAAGGUCAUGGAGUCUUACAUUCAGCUGUUCUACUGAUGAGAGCGGUGGAUACCUCUCCAGCUCGCGAGGAGAAACAUUGCUUGGAAAGAGUCGGUGUUUCUUCGGCAUUACCGCGAGCAUCUUUGCCAAAACCUCGGGCUGUGCAAGCACGAGGCCGGUGGGCUUCAACUUGCCAAAAACAUGAACAUCCAAGUCUUACCAGAUCACAAGCUUUCGUCCGUUGCCCCUCUGAAACCGUACGACAAUGCGGAAAAGAACGAAGUGGAAUUAGUUCUGGCGAAGGACCGGAACGGGGCCCAGUGUAUAAACUCCUCAAUCGUCCCGUCCCCAAGCUCCCACGCUUGCCCUCCCGUCUCCAGUGAGGGCGAGGAGAGAGAAACUUGGGGCAAGAAAAUAGACUUUCUCCUAUCAGUCAUUGGAUUCGCAGUGGACUUGGCCAACGUUUGGCGGUUCCCUUAUCUAUGUUACAAAAAUGGAGGAGGUGCCUUUUUGAUUCCCUACAUUCUAUUUUUGGUGAUCGCUGGGAUGCCUCUCUUUUACAUGGAGCUGGCCCUGGGUCAGUACAACAGAGAAGGAGCUGCCACUGUGUGGAAGAUCUGCCCUGUUUUUAAAGGUGUGGGCUACACCGUGAUCAUCAUAGCGUUGUAUGUGGGCUUCUACUACAAUGUCAUCAUCGCCUGGUCCCUUUAUUACCUGUUCUGCUCAUUCACAAGUGAACUGCCCUGGCUCAAAUGUGGCAACAGCUGGAACAGCAUCAACUGCACUGACCCAAAGCUCCUCAGUGGCUCCUUCCUGGGGAACGGGACGUCAUACUCCAAGUACAAGUUCACUCCGGCUGCAGAGUUUUACGAGCGCGGCGUUCUGCACCUCCACGAAAGUAAAGGCAUCCAGGACCUGGGCCUGCCCCGCUGGCAGCUGGUUCUCUGCCUGAUAGUGGUGGUGUUCAUACUCUACUUCAGCCUGUGGAAGGGGGUCAAGUCCUCAGGCAAGGUGGUGUACAUCACUGCCACCAUGCCCUACGUGGUGCUGUUUGUGCUUCUGAUUCGGGGCAUCACACUCCCCGGUGCCAUGGACGGCAUCAGAGCCUACCUCCACAUCGACUUCAAGCAGCUCAACAAUCCCACGGUCUGGAUUGAUGCAGCAACUCAGAUAUUCUAUUCCCUGGGUGCAGGAUUUGGAGUUUUGAUUGCGUUUGCCAGCUAUAAUAAAUUUGACAAUAACUGCUACAGGGAUGCUCUCCUGACUACCACCGUUAACUGUGUGACGAGUUUCUUCUCUGGGUUUGCCAUCUUCUCUGUGCUGGGAUACAUGGCCUUCAAACAUGGAGUGAACAUUGAGGAUGUAGCCACUGAGGGGGCAGGCCUGGUGUUCAUCAUCUACCCUGAAGCCAUCUCCACUCUCCCAGGCUCCACCUUCUGGGCCAUUGUCUUCUUCAUCAUGCUCCUGACUCUGGGCAUCGACAGCUCUAUGGGCGGUAUGGAGGCAGUCAUCACAGGCCUCACGGAUGACUUCAAGAUCCUGAAGAGGAACAGAAAGCUGUUCACGUUCGCCACUGCGUUCGGAACAUUCCUGAUGGCCUUGUUUUGCAUCACAAACGGUGGGAUCUAUGUUCUGACCCUGCUGGACACCUACGCUGCAGGAACAUCCAUUCUGUUUGGGGUUUUGGUCGAGGCCAUAGGAGUGUCCUGGUUUUAUGGUGUGGACCGAUUCAGUGAGGAUAUCGAGCGAAUGAUGGGCUUUAAGCCCGGUCUCUACUGGAGGCUGUGCUGGAAGUUUGUCAGCCCCGCCUUUCUGCUGUUUGUGGUAAUCGCCAGCAUUGUGACAUCCACUGGGGCCAGGUAUGAUGACUACGUCUUUCCUCGAUGGUCCAAUGUGGUUGGCUGGGGAAUAGCACUGUCUUCUAUGCUUUUUGUACCAUUCUAUGCCAUCUACAAGUUCACCAGUGCCCCAGGAACACUGAAAGAGAAGAUAGCUUACUGCAUCACCCCUGAGCACGAACAUCACCUUGUGGCUGAAGGCAAUGUCCGGCAGUUCAAGCUGAAGCACUGGCUGGCCAUCUGAAGCAGAGAGACCUCCCUGUUACAGGAGAAAGUCAGCUACAGCACACACCAGCCUGACUCUUAGUACCCAGGGCCAGUGGUAUUCCCCGGAGAGAUCGGACAGGGUGAUGCCUGAUCUCUGCAUUUUGAAUGAUGUGCUAUCUGUGCUGUCUAUUUGUCUGUUUGGACAUUUUUUCUUGCUUAUUUUUUUGUAAACAUUCUAAAAUAUUUUGUUUUGUCCUUUUUACUUUUUUUAAAAAUGCAUUUCUCAAACCUUGUUAUUUUAAACGGAGAUACAGCUAGCUAAACAUAUUAUAUUUAUAUAUUGCAGCUAUAUAUUUACAGCUAGCUAGCUAGCAAGGAAGCUUCACCAUUUCAGGUCAAGAGAGUGAGAAUAUGUAACUCCUGUCCCCAAACUUUUUUUUGUCAUUCAACUUUAUUGAAGUAGAGGUUAGCGUUGUCCUCCAAAAUAUAAUUGACAAGGGCAAAUCACCAUCUGAAUUUCAGGAAGUUUAGAGAGAAAGAAGCCCGAAAAGUGUCCGAUGAGUAUGAUCCAAGUACCAUCACAUUGCCAGCAUGGUAUAGUCACAGACCCUUCUCUCCUGGCAUGAGUACAAAUUCAACUUAAUUUUGUGCUAUUGGUCUUAAUUCAGAAGGGAAGUAGCAUAUGUGUAUACACACACAGACAGGUGUAUAAUAUGCAUAAAUGCUCAAAGACAACCCGGAGUCCCAGUGGGUAAGACCUCAGGGUGGAUGUUGGUAUUUACAGUAGUAUGGGGGAAGUAUUUGGGUGGCCCUGUACAGUGACAGGCAGACAGGAUACCUCACUCUCACUUCCCUGCCCGAAAUCUCCCUCCCAGGGAUCCCAGCAUUUACUGUCUACUUGUAUAUCCCAGUAAUCAUGGUGGUUGCUGUCUGGCAGGGAGCGGCACCCAGCAGCUAAUCAGCUCAUAUGGCUUCUAAACAUUGGCACAGUCAUAUCUGUCAAUACAUUGUCAAUAUGCCUUCCUGUUGAACACUGAUGUGCAUAUGUACAUCACUGCCCCCGUGCCCCCUUUUGAAAUAGCUUCUUUUUUUCUUUUUUCUUUUUUUGAAAGGAGAACAAGUCAAGUGUGUCAGUGCCUUAUCAAACGGAACACUAAAACCCAUCCCAACUGUUCAUAGCUUUGCUGUCUCUUUUUAUUGAGCAAUUCGGAAAGAUUGCUUUUGUGGUGGUUCAGGCAUUAUUUGUUGCAGACUGUUUGGAAGUCUCUCCUGAGGCAGCUGGAGGUUCAUUUCUUUUGGGCUGAACUUCUCGUCUUCUUGUUUAAAGUGACAGGUCUGAUCUGCAACCCAACAGCUGCUCUUAUUAGCAAAUGCAAAUCAGCGGCUAUAUUCAGGCGCGUUCUCUUUCAUUUUACCAAGAGCUGCGUGACUUUCUGUAAAGAUACAUGUAAAGGCAACGGAAUUAUUAUUAUUAUUUUUUUAAGUGAAGUGAUGAUGCUAGCUUUAAAAAAAAAUUGGACAUUGGGGUACCUUGGGUCCAUUAUACUGUACCUACAACUGUCAGCCAUUUGUGAAUGAAAACUGUUCUUAUUGAUAGGAUUUAUAGUAUAUGAAAGAUUGCGGGUUACACCCUGACAUAAACUAUUUACCCAGUGCAAUGUUACACAUUGCAUAGAGUUGGCAGAGUAUCAUACUUACAGUGUGCUUUUCUUAGAGUGUAUCAGUUCAUUUGACUUCACUCCAAAAUCAACACAAGAUCAGUCUAUGUUUUGUGUGCUGCUGUUUUUAUAUAUAUUGUGACUACUUGCAAAACUUCAUAAGUUUCAUGGAAUUGUUGCAUUCAUAAGUGUCUGAUAAGGUCCAAAUGAAUUCAAUAACGUCACAACUAUUAUCCUUCUACUUCAAAUCUGAAGAUUCCAAACAGAAAACACAUUUUUGGCAAAACCACAUGCGUAAUAAACGUUUUUUCAGUUUAUUGCCAUUGUUUAUUUCAGUUCCAUGUUCAACAUUUAUUGCCACAUAAUUACAUUGUCUGCACUGCCUUGAUUUGUUCUCAGUUUUCUUCCAAAGACUGUAUGUGUGUGUGUAUGCGUGUAUCUAUGUAUGUUAAUGGGGACUAGAACUAUUUUUAUAAUUCUACAUCUCAGUCACAAAUUAUGCCUACCAUAUAUGUAAUCCAAAAGGUAUAUGAAUUACAUAAUCAGUCAAACUUUUUUUGUUCGAUUUCUUACAUUUCUAUUCAGAAGCAGUUUGGCCUGUUCAGUAGUCAACAAAAUGUACUUGCUGAGUACAAUUCUAUGGGACCUAGUUCCUUUUUUAUUUAUUAAAAUGAUGUUGUUUUCUAAAAUAUAGCCUCCAAAUAGACAGUAAAUAAACAAAUCACACAUGUAAGAAAUACAAAUAUAUUUGUGUUAUAAAUAUAAAUAUAUUCUUUUGUUAUGUAUAAUCUUAUAUUUAUCAAAUUGUUUAUAACAGAAUGUGAAUGUAAAAUAUUUUCAGCAUAGCUACUGACUGUUAUAUCAUGCUGUUUGAUGUACAAAUGUUUUAAAAAUGUAUGCUUCACUGUAAUCUGGGGCAACUUUGCCACAUGAAUGUUCAUAAAUAACAUGGAAUCACCGAACACUGUUUACAGGAUACUAUGUACAAGAUAAUGCCCUUCUGAACAUGACAGACUGUAAAGAUAAUUAACUCAAAAUGAUAACAUAAGUAAAAUAAAACACCAGUGGAUACACCCA
Molecule: messenger RNA, 4850 nt
Organism: Conger conger (European conger)
Lineage: Eukaryota; Metazoa; Chordata; Actinopteri; Anguilliformes; Congridae
Product: sodium-dependent noradrenaline transporter-like
Exons: 15
Coding region: 272-2152 (626 amino acids)
Biological process (GO): sodium ion transmembrane transport; dopamine uptake involved in synaptic transmission
Cellular component (GO): presynaptic membrane; neuron projection; neuronal cell body membrane
Molecular function (GO): dopamine:sodium symporter activity; norepinephrine:sodium symporter activity
Source: RefSeq, a predicted model, not a curated record